Schizophyllum commune H4-8 is the source of this 714-nucleotide messenger RNA. RefSeq lists its product as uncharacterized. Lineage: Eukaryota; Fungi; Basidiomycota; Agaricomycetes; Agaricales; Schizophyllaceae. Bases 104 to 469 code for a protein of 121 amino acids. The transcript has 3 exons. The record is from RefSeq and is a predicted model, not a curated record.
UACAAAAGUAGUCUGCCUCAGCACCGCCGGCGGCGCUCCGCUACGCGCGAGUCUGAGUUUCUGGUAUAGACGCGACCCUUGAGAGGGUUUCAAAAGACCCGGGAUGUUCUGCUCGGCAAGACUGCUUCGCUACUCUCACUCCUACUCCCGCGCCCUCCCUGGCCCAUUUUCUCAUAAGUCUACUCCGCGAGCUCAAGAAUCGGUGCGAAUAAAUAACUAUAGGGGUACCGCGAGGAAUGAGCCACUCGGACCUCGCAGGGGAGACGCUGCCUAUCGGUCGGUGGCGCGCGCUGACCAUCCUUCGGAGGCGCCCCCUGCACACACCUCAGAGGGGCAUGUCACACAUCCCUCAGAGGAGCGCGCUGCUCAUCCCUCGGCGUUGGGCCAGCCGCUUAAUUGCAGGUUCGAGCAUGCUGACUGCAGGUGCGAAUGCUUUCGAGCCUUCCCCUCCCGCGUCCGUUCGAUCUAGCCUCCUCGUCCCCGUCCGCUCAAACAUCUUCACUUCUGUUGGCUCUCAUGCUCUCGUCCUCUUCCGCUGGAGCGUCUGCAUGUCCUACGGUUUCGGCGACGCCGCUAGCUGAGCUCUUGUGCUCGACGCCAGCUGCACUGCGAUUGUCGACGCCGCGGAACUUGACGCGGCACUCGGACUCGACGCCGGGGGACCCGACACCAUCGACGGGUCUCUCGAGUUUGUCGACAGGCCUCUCGGGGUCG